Messenger RNA from Symbiodinium sp. CCMP2456, 609 nucleotides. The record is from the annotation of a GenBank genome assembly. Lineage: Eukaryota; Dinophyceae; Suessiales; Symbiodiniaceae.
AUGUCAAUGCUCUUGGUGGUGGAGUUUGCCAUGCUGGACAACCCCUGGACCUCUGACCAGGUCGGUGAGAUGUUGAAAUGGCGUGUCAACUCGGGCCACAAGCAGUUCUUCCCAGAUUCGGGCGAGACCUUAUCGCAACGCCUCUGCAGCCGCAAGCUGUGGAAUUUCCAGCAAGAGGUUUACAACGAAGUCUACGAUUACUUGAGCAAGCCGGUCCCCGGCGUGGUGCUCAGCUUCUUGGCGGUGGCCUUGUGGAUGCUGACGAUCAUGAUGGAGUACCGUUCUUGCGUGGAGCAAGCACUUGGCGUGUGGCACCUGCCAUCCAUGAAAACGGAGGACGAGUUUGAAGAGGUCACGGACGACGGAGAGAUCGUGGUCAGAGGAAUCUCGCCUUGCUUGCGAGUCGUCGCCAUCGUGACCCUGAUCAUUCCUCGCCUCUUUAUCAUGAGUUCGUUGGCUGUGGUCGGGUCCAUCUAUGUCGCUCAGACCGCCUCCCUGGCAGACAUCGUCCUGAACUGUUUGGCACUCGCUUUUGUCUUGGACGUGGACGAGUUGGUGGCACAGGUGCUCCUCACAGAGAAGCCUCUUGGCAAGAACCCUAAACCCUAA